This is a messenger RNA of Pelobates cultripes (western spadefoot toad), 288 nucleotides long. NCBI's taxonomy places the organism in Eukaryota, Metazoa, Chordata, Amphibia, Anura, Pelobatidae. The record is from the annotation of a GenBank genome assembly.
AUGCGGCAGAUGCACGCCGCAGACCCGGACCUGAUCAAGACAGAGGUACAAGCGGUGACCGCACCCACACAGGCCUCGGAGGAAGAUAUCCAAGACCUCCGGAAAGAGGUACAAGAUCUAAAAGAAACUGUCCAACAUUUGAAGACCUCCCAAGCCACUAUAUCCACCAGAGUGGAUCAGGCAGAAGACCGCCACAGGCGCACCAAUUUCAAAAUCAGGGGCAUCCCUGACUCAGUUGACGUGACUGAACUGGCCAACUACCUCAGACGCCUAUUCAGCAAGCUCUAA